AUGGACUUCAACAGCACUGAGUCGUGGCUUUUGAUCAAUACUUCAUUUCCCACACUGCCUGUAAUCGGUAGUGCCAGUAACAGGAGUGGCAUGGAAGCAUAUCUUCAAAGACUGGCUCAUUUAGACGAGGGGCUCUACCAUGACUUUUACGGCCUCUGGAUCGCACUGAUGGUCAUAAACUCUCUCAUUUUCAUGGUUGGUUUGGUGCUCAACAUACUCGCCCUUUACGUUUUCUGUUUCCGCACCAAGCAAAAGACCACCUCAGUGAUCUACACCAUCAACUUGGCAGUGACGGACCUCUUGGUGAAUCUCUCUCUGCCGACUCGCAUCCUGCUCUACUACAGUGGAGGGGCUUGUCUCACCUGCUCCUACCUGCAUAUCUUCAGCUACUUUGUCAACAUGUACUGCAGCAUCUUGUUUCUGACCUGCAUAUGUGUGGACCGGUACCUCGCCAUCGUGCAGGUUGAAGCUUCCCGUCGGUGGAGGAACUCCAGUGUGGCCAAAUGUGUGUGUGUGUCAGUCUGGCUGUUUGCCAUCGUGGUCACCUACUCCUUUCUUUCCACUGCCUUCCAGCACCCGGGCUGCUGCCUCUCAAAGCUCCUGUUUCUAACCAUCACUGAGUUCUUUCUACCGCUCAUCAUCAUUAUGGUCUUCACGGUGCGGAUUAUGUGGGCACUAGCUGACCGCCGCCUUAUGCAGCAGAGCAGGGAUAGGAGAAGGAGGGCUGUCCAGCUGCUGAGCACAGUGUUGAUCAUCUUCACUGUCUGCUUCACACCUUUCCACAUCCGACAGGUGGUGGUGUACUUCCACCCUGAAAUGCCUCAUCACGUGAUAGCCUACCACUUGACUGUCACCCUCAGCAGUUUGAAUAGCUGCAUGGAUCCUGUCGUCUACUGCUUUGUCACAAAUAAUUUCAAGGCUACCAUGAGAAAUAUUUUCCGCCGCGCUGAGCCAGAGCAGACUAGUGGCGACAUCAUCAGCAUGCAGCACAGCUCCAAGGCAUCAGGGGGGACGGCCAACGCCAUCACUAAUAACAUGAUCAAGAUGACCAAGAUCCCCCCUACACUGCAGAGACAAUCUGGGGAAUAA
Trematomus bernacchii (emerald rockcod) is the source of this 1089-nucleotide messenger RNA. RefSeq names its product G-protein coupled receptor 20-like. The record is from RefSeq and is a predicted model, not a curated record. Gene Ontology annotation, biological process: phospholipase C-activating G protein-coupled receptor signaling pathway; positive regulation of Rho protein signal transduction. Gene Ontology annotation, molecular function: G protein-coupled receptor activity. Bases 1 to 1089 code for a protein of 362 amino acids. Gene Ontology annotation, cellular component: membrane. The transcript has 6 exons. NCBI's taxonomy places the organism in Eukaryota, Metazoa, Chordata, Actinopteri, Perciformes, Nototheniidae.